GGUUUGGAGGAAAUUACAAGGACAUCCUUCAUACUCUUCUGUUAUAACCUUCCACUACAAACCAAACCUAUCAUGGAGCACGAGAUCGAUGGCUGGAUUGAACAGCUCAGUCAGUGCAAACAACUAACAGAAGCAGACGUAAAGAAAUUAUGCGACAAGACGAGAGAGAUACUCAUGGAGGAGUCCAACGUACAGCCCGUGCGAUGCCCCGUCACUGUGUGCGGCGACAUCCAUGGUCAAUUUCAUGAUCUCUCAGAGCUGUUUCGCAUCGGCGGAAACUCGCCAGACACCAACUACCUCUUCAUGGGCGAUUAUGUGGAUCGAGGGUACUAUUCUGUCGAAACUGUCACUUUACUUGUGGCGCUCAAGUUGCGGUAUCGCGACCGAGUUACGAUUCUACGGGGAAACCAUGAGUCACGACAAAUCACGCAGGUGUACGGCUUCUAUGACGAGUGCUUGCGGAAAUAUGGAAACGCUAACGUGUGGCGGUUCUUCACCGAUUUGUUUGACUUCCUACCCCUCACUGCCUUGAUCGAUAAUCAAAUAUUCUGCUUGCACGGCGGUCUCUCACCUUCCAUCGACACGUUAGAUCAUGUCCGCUCCAUUGACCGUGUGCAAGAAGUUCCUCAUGAAGGUCCCAUGUGCGACCUUCUGUGGUCUGAUCCCGACGACCGCUGUGGUUGGGGCAUUUCACCCCGCGGGGCAGGGUACACCUUCGGACAAGAUAUAUCCGAAGCUUUCAACCAUAAUAAUGGGUUGACCCUUGUCGCACGAGCACAUCAGCUCGUCAUGGAGGGUACGUAUAUGUUCGUCACGACGCCUCUUGUGUGCCUCACACGUGAAUGGUGCUUAGGUUAUAGUUGGGGUCAAGAUCGGAAUGUCGUGACGAUCUUCAGCGCGCCGAAUUACUGUUACAGAUGCGGUAACCAGGCUGCGAUCAUGGAGAUAGACGAAAAAUUAUCAUACAGCUUGUGCGUGUUUUUUUUUCACGUGGUUCUGUUUAUUAUCCGUCCUGAAUCCUGCCUCCAGCCUACAAUUUGACCCCGCCCCCCGAGCGGGGGAGCCGCUGGUUUCACGGCGUGUUCCGGAUUAUUUCCUGUAAUGUCUCGCUGGCUUUCGAUAUUGUACAUAGUGCCUACGUCGUGUAUCCUACUUGGGGCUGCGCCAGUCUCAACAACGAACAUUAUAUACCACGUUACACGACAGAGUAAUGAUUACUCACCCUUCGGCCUCAUUCUCGACGUUCUUCAAGACUAUGUGUCCGCAUUUCCCUCGCAGUUAACAUUUUCCAUAAUGCUCACGAUGUUGUUCCCCAUGGACUGUGUAUUGUAGAAGGACAAAAGAAUAGAGAAACGUGGCCGAGUCGUGCCUUGUGUUUUUCGAGUGUGCGCGAUUUAGUAGGUUGGCAUGAUUGUGUACGGAAGAAAAAUUAUGGGGU
Molecule: messenger RNA, 1438 nt
Organism: Suillus paluster
Lineage: Eukaryota; Fungi; Basidiomycota; Agaricomycetes; Boletales; Suillaceae
Product: serine/threonine protein phosphatase 2A
Exons: 5
Coding region: 73-1041 (322 amino acids)
Biological process (GO): peptidyl-serine dephosphorylation; mitotic cell cycle
Cellular component (GO): cytosol
Molecular function (GO): protein serine/threonine phosphatase activity
Source: RefSeq, a predicted model, not a curated record